This is a messenger RNA of Triticum urartu, 952 nucleotides long. Lineage: Eukaryota; Viridiplantae; Streptophyta; Magnoliopsida; Poales; Poaceae. The record is from RefSeq and is a predicted model, not a curated record.
GCCGGCCCCGACCGACCCCGAACCAGUUCGUUCCGCCCGGUCGCCGCACCACCCGCCCCCCCAAACACCGGCGGUGGUCAUGCCGCCUCCGCCUCCUCCGCAACCCCCCCCCCCCCCCCCUCCGCCGCCGCCGUCUUCGCCCCCUCCUCUCAGCGCCCACCGCCUCCCUCUCCCGCCCGCGCCGUCCUCUCCCACCUCGCUCCUCCUCGCGCCGGCCCCCUCCCCGUCCCGCGCCUUCGCGCUCCUCUUCCCGGACGCCUCCGCGCGCCUCUUCGCCUCCCUCCCCGCCCCCGCCUCCGCCGCGUCGCCCGCCCCAGCUCCCACCCCUGUGCCCUCCCCGCUCGCCGCCGCCGCCUGCUUCGCGCUCCUGCUCCCCUCCUCCCACCUCCUCUUCCUCUCCGCGCACCCGGCCCCCUCCUCCCCCGCGGUCCACCUCCGCGCCUACUCCCUCGCCUCUGCUCGCUUCGCCCCCGCCCCGCUCUCCUUCAAGCGCCACGUCUCGCCCUCCGGCCUGCCCCUCCACGGCCUUCCGUUCGGCCUCGGCGUCCGCCUCGCGGGCGGGGUCAACGCCGUGGCGCUUCUCUCCCUCGCCGCCGGGCAGAUCUGGGUGCUUGCACCGAGGAUGGCCGCGGACGGGAGGACGCUUGAGCUGCACAAGUGUGCGGUCAUCCAGCUCGAGCCAACGCGGCCGGUGUAUGCCAUGGAGGUCGCCAUGGGGAGGCUGCUGCUCGGCGAGGCUGGCGGCGUGCGCGUGUUCCCACUGAGGAGUUUGAUGAAGGGUGGGAGGGAGAAGGAGGGGAGGAAGGAGGGUGCCGCGGCAUCAGCAAAGAAGAGCUUGCAUAAGAAAAACGGGAUUCUGAAUGGACUGAUUGUGCCAGUUGGGCGUGGUAGUGGCGCCCGAGGUGGUCAAGGAGGUGCUGCUUCCGACUGUAAGCUUACAACCUUGAGGGUA